AUGGCUGUCAAGAAGUCUGUGGUUGUAACCAGUGGCAUGCGGUCAGGGGAGGCAGAUUUAAAAUUACAAAAUGUCAAUCUGGAGCUAUUUGAAAACAUGGAGCGCCACAGAACAAUGGGCUUCAUCAGCUCCAAAGCUCUGGUGGUGCGGAGAGGAGCCCCAUUUGCAGUCAGUCUGCAACUGGGAGGCCGACUCCUCAACCCCAAGACUGACUCUCUGAGGAUCAAGAUCAUGCUAGGUCGCCUGUAUGUGGUCAUGCCAGUCACUUUGUCCAGGAAGAUUUCCUCCUCCCAAUGGAAAGCCUUUAUGGACCCUAAGGACUUGAACCUCCAGAACCCCACGAUCUUCAUUUCCUCUCCUGCCGCUGCCUCAGUGGGUCGCUACAGAUUUCAACUGUGUGUGUUCAGUCAGAGUGGAAAGAGGAGCUGUGUAUUCGGCAAAUUCUCCCUGCUCUGCAACCCCUGGUGUUCUGAGGAUGCAGUUUAUAUUCCAUUUGAGGACCAGAGAGAAGAGUACGUCGAGAGCGAUUCUGGGUUGCUGUUUAUGGGGACAGCAAAGAACGUCGUGUCAAGACCGUGGUCCUUUGAUCAGUAUGAGCCUGGUGUUCUGGAGACGUGCCUGAAUCUGCUCCAAGUCAGCCCUCAGCACAACAAGAACAGAAGAAGGGACUACCUGAACCGAAGCAACCCUGUCUACAUCAGCCGCGUUGUGUCUGCCAUGAUCAACAGUGAGGAUGAUCGUGGAGUGCUGAAGGGGAACUGGUCAAAUAACUUCAAACAAGGUGUCCAUCCCUCCACGUGGACUGGGAGCGGGGACAUCCUGAAACAAUGGGCCCAGUCUGGUUACCGCCCAGUCAAGUAUGGACAGUGCUGGGUGUUUGCAGCUGUCAUGUGCACAGUGAUGCGUGUUCUUGGCAUUCCUUGUCGUGUCAUCACCAACUUUGACUCCGCUCAUGACACCAAUGACAACCUGGUGAUUGAGGAGUACUACAGUGAAACAGGGCAGAAGCUGAAGCGCAGCAACGACAGCAUAUGGAACUUCCAUGUCUGGGUGGAGGGCUGGAUGACUCGCCGGGAUCUGGGAGCAGAACUGAACGGCUGGCAAGUUCUUGACCCGACCCCCCAGGAGAGGAGUGGAGGAGUGUUUUGCUGUGGCCCAGCUCCUGUCAAAGCAAUCAAGACUCAGAGUAUGGACCUGCGUUAUGACGUCCCAUUCGUCUAUGCUGAGGUGAACGCAGACGUCCACACCAUCAUCCUGAGCCAGGGAAGGGUGGUCAGCAUGAGCAAAGACACAGAAAGAGUGGGAUCUCUGAUCUGCACCAAAGCUGUUGGCUUCCCCAGAAUGCAGAACAUCACAGGAGACUACAAAUUCAUCAAAAGUCCGACUUCAACACUUUCAUCAAGAAGUUCAUCAACAAUUUCAGAUGAGUCAACAUUAAGCAGAGAAAGCUCAUCCAAGGCAGUGCUUGUCUUCCUGAACCUGGAUAAAUCUCCAGUUGCUGGGGAGCCCGUCCGCUUCACGGUGCAGGUUGUGAACAAGCAGAAUGUUGCCAAGAUGAUGAAGGUGCAUUUCAACGCCCAGGCCAAAGAAUACAACAACAGCCCAUCGGACACCUUCUGGGAGAACCACGGUGUCAUACAACUGGCACCUAUGGAAGCCAAGACACUGCACCAGGAGAUCUCUCCAGCCCAGUAUGAGGACGUGGUGGGAGACGACAUGAUCAACCUUGCAGUUGUCAUGGAGGACAUGAAAAGUGAUGAGCGCUUCCUGGCCUCAGAGGAGUUUAACAUUGCCAGCCCAGAGCUCAUCAUAGAGAUUGCAGAUGAAAGCUCCAUCGCGCUCAACAAAGAGCAGGUGGCCACAGUGACCUUCGUCAACCCAUUUUCUCACCCAGUCAGUGGAGUGCUGACUGUAGCUGGGGCCGGACUGAUCCAGGGCAAGCUUCAGUUCAGGAUGAGCCCACUGGCUCCAGGAGGAAAAGUGGGGCAGCGCAUCACGUUCACCCCCAGCAUGGUGGGAAUGAAGAUGCUGCAGGCCACCCUGUCAUUCACAAACAUCAGAACCACUAUCAGAGGCUUCAAGAUGGUCUCUAUCAGCAGUGUUUAGCUUCUGCAGCUAUUGUUUAUCUAUUUAUGUGAAUCAUGCAUAUGUAAAUGUACAGUUUAUUUAUUUAUUUUGCUAUUUAUUUGCAUUUGCGCCUUGAAAAUUAACAUUGUGCCAACACUGUAUUAAUAUUUGAAAUUGUAAAGCUUUUUUAUGGAUUGUUGUGCUAUUUGGGUGACUUGAAAAAUAAAAUCCAAUAAUGUAUGAA
Messenger RNA from Stegastes partitus (bicolor damselfish), 2311 nucleotides. It is a transcript of the gene tgm5l, whose product is annotated as transglutaminase 5, like. Lineage: Eukaryota; Metazoa; Chordata; Actinopteri; Pomacentridae. The transcript has 14 exons. Gene Ontology annotation, cellular component: mitochondrion. The record is from RefSeq and is a predicted model, not a curated record. Gene Ontology annotation, molecular function: protein-glutamine gamma-glutamyltransferase activity. The coding region runs from base 1 to 2106 and encodes 701 amino acids. Gene Ontology annotation, biological process: peptide cross-linking.